AUGGCGGCUUAUCCGACCAUACGAGACGAUCCCUUGGCGGAGAAAAAGAGGAAGUUGGAUGUGUGGAGCGAGGAGGAAGAGGUCUCGUCGCCCGAUCCGUCCGUGUGGGUUCACCCUGAUGACUACUUGGCGGCCAGACGCGACGAAGAAUCAGCUCCCCGCCCUGUGAAAAUCCCCACGCUCGAUCGCUUCAAGCCCCCGACUCGGUUUCACAUUGCCGAGCUCUUCUCCGUCCGUGAAUCCGGUGAUCUAUCAUCCGGAAGCCAGGCCGGGCUCUCCGCUGCCAAAUUCCUUCUAGGGGUUUCAUCCUCCCUUGUUGGUGAACCGCUGAGACGCUGCUCCGGCUUUUGGGUCGAUUGGGAUGCAGACAAGAAAACCGGCCUUGUUUUGACAACUGCGCGGCUGAUUCGCACAAAGGACGCUCCUUACAGCGUCUGGACAGGCGGCCAAGAGUAUGCCCCUAAUGCUGAUGUCACUGUUCAUUUGCUAAAUGGCACUAGUGCAAAGGGCGAGCUGGUCUACUAUCAGCCCCAUUACGAUAUCGCUUUCUUGAAUGUUGAGGUUGAUCAACCAAUCAAGUUACCAUCUCUUUGUGAAAAAGAUGUAGAAUUUGCUCAAGAGGUUUUUCAGCUAGGAAGAGACAAUUCCUUAAAUCUAAGGAUAACAUAUGCUAGGGCAGAAUAUCUGAAUCCAACCAUGUUUGAGCGGCACCACAACGUGUACUUUUGUUCUCCAGAUGGCCCUGAUGAUUAUAAUAAUGAGUACGACAAUGGGGGGUUAGUUAUUGACUUGAAUGGAAAAGUUGUUGGAAUGGUCAACGACCCUGAGAGAUUUGGGUCUUUUAUACCUUCUUCCAUUUUGCUCAAUUGUUUGGAUUCAUGGAAGAAAUAUCGGUACAUUGGUCGGCCUCAUCUUGGGAUGAGGUUUGAGGCCAUCAAGCUUCUAGAGCCUUCUCAUGUUGACAUGUUAUGUCGUAUGUAUAACAUUGAUGACGGUCUUGUUGUUAGAGAGGUGUCGAAAGGAUCUAAUGGUGAGAUAUGUGGAAUUCAAAAAGGUGAUCUUAUUGAAUGUAUUAAGGGAAAAUGCAUUUCUACCACAAUUCAGUUGGAAAAUCUGUUGAUGAGCAUAUGCAAAGGCCCUUCAGAUAGUAAAAAUGGCCGUAAUACUGAAGUUCAUAUUUCUGUUGGGUUAUUUCAAACACUCAAAAAAUGCCGAAGGACCGUAGAGUUGACUGCAACUGUAUCAGACCUUGGAGAAGUUAUUGCAAGAGGUUCAAAAACAAUCUCCUAAUUCUCUGCUUCCUGGGUCUGCCUGGAGGCCUUUUUAGAGUUGGUGGGUGUACUUUUCAACCCGAGUGUCU
Molecule: messenger RNA, 1360 nt
Organism: Triticum dicoccoides
Lineage: Eukaryota; Viridiplantae; Streptophyta; Magnoliopsida; Poales; Poaceae
Exons: 11
Coding region: 1-1290 (429 amino acids)
Molecular function (GO): protein binding
Source: RefSeq, a predicted model, not a curated record